AUGGAUGCUUUGUCAACAAUCAUAUUUAACGAAUGGUUUUGGUUGCCAGGAAAUACAACUUGGAAAGAUUUUGCUCGAUUCGAACAAGAUCAAAACAUUAAAUUAACGAAUCCAAAAGAUCUUCUCUAUGCUUUUCCACUGACUGGUGUAAUUUAUGUAAUACGAAUGCUUUUCAAACGAUAUGUUGCUGAACCGAUUGGUCGAUCACUUGGCAUUCGUGAUAGGGUGACAAGAAAAACAAUGAGUCACAAGAAAAUUGCAAUAACAAAGGUAUCACGUCGUGGCGUACCAAUAGAUGUAAAUCAAACAUCCAAACAACAACAAGUAGACAGUGUGGAUAGUAGCUCAUCAUUAUCGAGAAGUCAUCCUUCAAGUUUUAGUCAAUUAGCUAAAUUUAGUGAAUCUUGUUGGCGUUUUAUUUUUGGUCUAAGUUCAUUCAUAUACGGUAUUGCCAUACUUCAAAAUGUAAGUGUAGAGAUCUAA
This is a messenger RNA of Rotaria sp. Silwood1, 483 nucleotides long. The record is from the annotation of a GenBank genome assembly. NCBI's taxonomy places the organism in Eukaryota, Metazoa, Rotifera, Eurotatoria, Philodinida, Philodinidae.